Molecule: messenger RNA, 2733 nt
Organism: Amphibalanus amphitrite
Lineage: Eukaryota; Metazoa; Arthropoda; Thecostraca; Balanomorpha; Balanidae
Product: nuclear pore complex-interacting protein family member B13-like
Exons: 3
Coding region: 158-1924 (588 amino acids)
Source: RefSeq, a predicted model, not a curated record
AUUUGUAUGAAAAACACUGACAUCCCUGACAUCCGACAAAGAUUGGGAUGGUGUUCGCUGUUUGGGUGUUGUGUAGUUGAAUUUAAGUUUAUUGUUUUGUUAUUAUUCCUUAAAGGUGGCACCAUUGAGUGGCUUUCGUCGCCGACAGCAGCUCGGGAUGGGGCUGUUUGAGGGGCGAGCGCGCGUCAAACGAGCUACCACGGCGCCGCACAGCAACCUCACCAUCGACGUCUUCAUAUCCAACAACAAGCUGGGCAAACGCGUCUCAAAAUCACUGAUGGAGCCGCCAGACCCGGACACCGAGCCGCCGGAUCGGCGUCUCCGUCUGCCGGGCUUCCUGACACCGGCACGGGCGCUGCGUCACCGGCCACCGCCGGCCGGCGACGAGCCGCCGCCGCUGCCGCCACCACCGGCGCCUCCACAGGCCCUCGCCAACGGCUGCAACGGCCACAGCGAGCCGGUCAAACGGCGGCUCACGGAAGCCCAGAAGCUGAUGAUCAGUUCAGAGUGCCACAAGACCGAGAUCUUUGCCACGAAGCUGCGUCACAUUCCGGGCCGACCGAACGGCGUCUCGCUGCCGCCGCCACAGCAGAACGGCGAGCGGCCGCGGCGGCGGCGACGCUCCGAAGAGGAGGAGGCGACCACGCCGCGCAAACGCAUCACCCAUGACAGUCUGCUGUUGCGAGACAAUCACGAGUACUACAAGGUGGAAAUUCUGACCGGAAAGCUGCGAUCGAGUCGGCGUCUGUCGGGCGACAGUGAUGACCAUCCGUCUUUGGAGCUGGACACACCGGACGAUGUCGGUCCGGAGGACAGCUGCGAUAGUUUCCGUGUGGUGCGGCGCGGUUCCGGGCGGCUGCUGCGCGGCCGCGGGCCGUGCGGCACGCCGCACGGCUGCCGACCGCCGCCCGAACCGCGGCCGGCCGAAAACGGAGAGGCGAGUGAAACCGAGGAGAAUGGCGCCGAGCCGGCAGCGGAGACGGCCGAGCCGGUGACGCCGGCCGCCGCUCCGCCACAGCUCGGCUUUACGUUUGAGAUGGCGCCGAACGGUGAACAGUGGUAUCAGACGUACUCGCGCGAGACACAGGGUCAGAGUGUGGUUAGCGACCUGUCGGACGUGGCGGCGGCGGGCGUGGGGCCGCGGCUGCCCUACCAGAUGUCAGAGGACGAGCUGUUCCCGCCGGAACCGCCGCCGUCCACCUCCAGCUCGUCGAGCGCGCCGCGCGCCAAACACCGGCGCCUGCUGCAGCUGACGGCCGCCAGCUCGGCGCGCAAGUCGCCGCGGUGCCACGCGUCCACGCGGGCGGCGCGCUGCUCAGUGGACGCGGCCGAGGGCGUGGCGCUGUGGGACAGCAGCCUGGAGCAGGUGCAGCUGGUGGCGGCCAGCAUCUCCAGCCUGCUGACGGCCGCUGAGGAGCAGCACGAGCCGCUCGCUCCGCCGGCGGCCGGCCGCCGCCGCCGCCGCCGCACGGCCUCGCUGUCCGAGCCGGAGCUGGAGCUGCCGGCGCACCUGUCUGGUGUCACUCUGGCGUCUCCGGCGCCGCUCGAACUGGGCGACCUGCUGCGAGCCGGGCCGCUGUGUCCGCCGGCCCCCAGUACGCCGUUGUCCAGCCGUCAGCCGCAACAGCCGCGGCGGCGCCAGGCGGAGCAGCCGCCGCCGCCACCGGCGCCCAGACAGCGGCGCCAGGCGCAGCAGCGCGCGCGCCGGGGGCUGCGGGAGGUCGACAGUGACAGUGAGAGUGAGGCGUCGAGCUCGGCGGGCCGGCGGCGCCGCGGCGGCCGACGGCGCAGCAACCGCACCGGCUGGCCGCGCAGCCGCACCCGGCGGCCCGUCCAGGGCCUGCUGCAGCGGGCGGUCAGCCGGGCGGCGGCCACCGUGCGCGCAGCUCGGGCCAGCCGCCGGCGCGCCCGCGCCGCCAGAUAACCGCCCGGCCCGGCCCGUCGCCGCCGCCUCUAGGCCAGAUGAUUAUUUAUGUUCCCACGAUCAAGUCCUAUUUGCCUUAUAAACCGGAGUCUGCAUUGUGUUGAGGGGUUACUCUCAGGAAAUUGGGCUUCUUGCCGCAUCGUUUGACUCCGCUGUGUACAAAUGAUUUCCCCAAAGCUCCAGUCAAUCCGUCACUGUCUGCCAUUGGUUCACGUAUGGUACUGUAUAUAUUGCAGCUUGGCGGCUGUGCACGAGUUAUUCGUUGAUAGGUUUGUACCGCAUGCUGCGUCCAGUUCAAAGCAUUAUUUUCCGAUCUGAUUUCCAUUUGUGCACUGGGGCCUCCGUGAUGGUCUCACUGUCGCCUGUCUGCGUGUAUCUGUGUGGGUCUGCGCUAGGUGUUGCCCAUCUGUGUGCAAGAGUGCGUAACCGUUUAUACUUUUGUUUGUGUGUGUGCGAGUGAAUGGGUGUUGACGUUUGUAUAUCCAUGUGUGAGUAAAUGUCCGUGCUCGAGCGCUCGCGGGCGAGAGGCGUGCGCCAGCCGCGGCCGUUCCGAGCGCCCGGCCGUGUGCAGCGCGCCCCGCCUGGCGGUGAUCUCAAUCCUGGCCCGGGCGCCGUCUUCCCGGCUGCGUGUGCCGCCCAGCGCUCGGUACUCUGACCUGUUGUGCUCUGUCUGCCCCGGUGGCCGUCGGCCGCCGCCCGCUGCGGCUCUUCCCGGCGGUGGCGGCGCCUUCCAUGCUCCGUUCGAGCCGGCCCGACUGUGUAACGCCGCCGUAUGCAACGCUAGGAAAUAUAGUCUCGAGUGAAAUGCC